Messenger RNA from Phacochoerus africanus (Common warthog), 956 nucleotides. RefSeq names its product CD63 molecule (gene CD63). The transcript has 8 exons. Gene Ontology annotation, cellular component: membrane. The coding region runs from base 151 to 864 and encodes 237 amino acids. The record is from RefSeq and is a predicted model, not a curated record. Lineage: Eukaryota; Metazoa; Chordata; Mammalia; Artiodactyla; Suidae.
GGCGGCUACUCGGCGGGGGAGGGGGCUGCGGAUGGAGCCGGGGCGGGGCCGCGCGCCGGGCGGGGCCGGAGCCGGGGGGCGCAGCUAGAGAGCCCCUGAGCCGCGGCGGGAGUGCAGCGCACAGCCUCGGGGAGCCCAGGCCAGGCAGCCAUGGCGGUGGAAGGAGGAAUGAGAUGUGUCAAGUUCUUGCUCUACGUUCUUCUGCUGGCCUUUUGCGCCUGUGCCGUGGGACUGAUCGCCGUGGGGAUCUGGGUCCAGCUCGUGCUAAAUCAGACCAUUACCCAGGGGGCCACCCCUGGCUCCCUGUUGCCUGUGGUCAUCAUCGCAGUGGGUGCCUUCCUCUUCCUGGUGGCCUUUGUGGGCUGCUGUGGGACCUGCAAGGAGAACUACUGUCUUAUGGUCACAUUUGCCAUCUUCCUGUCCCUUAUCAUGCUGGUGGAGGUGGCAGCCGCCAUUGCUGGCUAUGUGUUUAGGGACAAGGUGAAGGCAGAAUUUAAUAAGGACUUCCAGCGGCAGAUGCAGAAUUAUCCAAAAAACAACCACACAGCAUUGAUCCUGGACAGGAUGCAGGAAGAUUUUAAGUGCUGCGGGGCAGCUAACUACACAGACUGGGAGAAGAUCCUGCUGUCACCCAAGCGAGUCCCGGACUCCUGCUGUGUCAAUGUCACUCAGCACUGUGGAGUUAAUUUCAACGUGAAGGAGAUUUAUAACGAGGGCUGUGUGGAAAAGAUUGGGAGCUGGCUGAGGAGCAAUGUGCUGGUGGCAGCUGCAGCAGCCCUGGGCAUUGCCUUUGUGGAGGUCCUGGGUAUUGUCUUUGCUUGCUGCCUUGUGAAGAGCAUCCGAAGUGGCUACGAGGUGAUGUAGGGGGUCUGGUCUCUUCAGCCCCCUCAUCCAGGAGAGUGGGCUAGUAUACUCCAGGUUUUUCAAUUAAACGGAUUAUUUUUUCAGACCGAAAA